AUGUGCAAUUUACGCGUUACCGCCUCCGAUGAUGAAGACAUCGGUCUCGAAAUCGAGAUCAUCGAAUCGUCUUGCUGCAGCCUGAAGCAGACUUUCAUCCUCAGCCUGGAGAUCCAGACCCUCCAGUCUAGUACUCAGAAUCCAGAUCUUCCACUCAAUUGUCUCCAUGCCCUGGAGCUCGGUCUUAACAGGCAAGAAGAGGAUCUUGCCUCGGCAAGUGGCGCCAGGCGAUUCAGUUCGAAACACGAUCGGGCAGUCAAUGAAUUGCUAUGCGAAAUACAUUUCGCCGCAUCGCCGGCCAAAGACUCCGAGUCAACCAACCCCGGGACCAGUGUGGGGAGCGGGUGUUCGUCCAUCAUCCUCCGCAAGUCCGCUCGCCGGGGGUACUCUUGCGAGUGCGCGUCGCCGUCUGGUACUUUGUCCAUGAUUCGCUAUGUGAAAGGGUGGCAGAUCCAGCGGAGUGGGAUUUGA
This is a messenger RNA of Penicillium cinerascens, 471 nucleotides long. RefSeq lists its product as uncharacterized. The coding region runs from base 1 to 471 and encodes 156 amino acids. The transcript is spliced from 3 exons. Lineage: Eukaryota; Fungi; Ascomycota; Eurotiomycetes; Eurotiales; Aspergillaceae. The record is from RefSeq and is a predicted model, not a curated record.